CUAAAGAUGCAAAUUUUCUCCAGUAAACACGCAGCUGCCUCCUCCGCCGCUCGCUUCUUCUUCUUCCUUCUCCCUGUACUUCUUCUUCUGAUGUGCGUACUGUUGCCACCAAAAUCCAAUUACCCAUUUUAGGUAACUGCGCCUUCAGUUUCAGGUACCAAUUUUCUCUUCAAUUUCCCAAAAAACCCAUUUAGAUUUUCCCCCAUUUUCAUCUUCUUCACAUUCAUGUAUUGCAUAUGCUAUUUCUCUUCUACAGAAUGACCCUUUAUGUUAGAGCUUCUAAAUUCAUCAUACCCAAAUCAAAUCUCAAUCAUUUCAGGUUUUUCGUAUUUUCUUCUCUUAAAAGAUUGAUUUUUUAUUCAUCUUUACAUCAGUUUCAAUGCCCAUCUGAGAUAAAAAUCAAUAAUAUUACAAGGAAUGGUAAUAAUAAUGGUGGCAAUGGCAUGCGGGAAAAUCCCUUUUCAGAUUCUGAUAUUCAGAGAUUAAUUUUGAAUAAGAUUGAAGAAAGGGGUUGGGUUACUGGGGAGGAAUUUUGGGUUGUUCCAGAUUGUUUUCAUUCUUUAAUUUAUGAUACUGAUUUGUUGGUUAAGAUUCUUAGCUCAAUUCGUUGUCGACCGAGGGUUGCAUUGAGAUUGUUUAGGUGGGCUGAAGGGCAAAAGGGGUUUAAGUAUUCAGAGUUUUCGUUUUGUACUAUUCUUGAUAUUUUGAUACAGAAUGGUUGGGUAAAGUCUGCUUAUUGGGUGAUAGAAAGGGUGAUUAAUAGUAAUAUGCAUAAAGUUGUUGAUUUAUUGGUUGAUGGGUAUUUGAAUUUGAAGGUUUCUGUUGAGAUACUUAAUCUUUUUUUAAGGAUAUACACGAAGAACGCAAAUGUGGAGCUAUGCUUGUUAGUUUUCGAGAAGAUGCUGAGGAAUGAGAUGUUGCCUGAUGUGAAGAAUUGUAAUAGGAUUCUAAGGAACUUAAGGGAUAGGAAUUUAGUUGCCAAGGCGAGAGAAGUGUAUAAGAUGAUGGGUGAGUUUGGGAUAAUGUCUACUAUUAUUACUUAUAAUACAAUGUUGGAUUUGUUUUGUAGAGAAGGUGAAGUAGAACAGGCUUUGGAUCUUUUAUCAGAAAUGGAGAGAAGGGAGUGCUAUCCGAAUGAUGUUACAUACAAUAUCUUGAUUAAUGGGUUAUCAAAGAAAGGGGAAUUUAACCAUGCUAGAGGUUUGAUUGGAGAGAUGUUGAAUAAAGGACUGAAGGUUUCAGCUCAUACAUAUAAUCCUUUAAUUUAUGGUUACUGUGUUAAGGGAAUGGUUGUGGAGGCAUUGAGUCUCGGAGAAGAGAUGGAAGUAAGAGGAGCUUCACCUACUGUCUCAACAUAUAAUACAUUUAUUUAUGCUCUUUGCCGGCAGGGGCAAGCUAGUGAAGCAAGAUACUGGUUUUCUGUCAUGUUGAAGAAGAAUUUGGUGCCGGACAUAAUGUCAUAUAACACUUUGAUUUACGGAUAUUGUCGGUUGGGGGAUAUUAAUGAGGCCUUUUCCUUGUUACAUGAUUUAAGGAUCAGGGGACUUUUUCCUACAGUGAUCACCUACAAUACAAUUAUGGAUGGACUCUGUAAAAAAGGUAAUUUAGAGGAUGCUAAGCAGAUGAAAGAGGAAAUGAUGAGACACGGUAUCUCUCCUGAUGUAUUUACUUAUACUAUUCUGGUUCAUGGUUCCUGCAAGGCAGGAAAUUUACCAAUGGCAAAAGAACUAUUUGAUGAGAUGUUACAGAGGGGUUUGGAGCCUGACUGCAUUGCUUACACAACUCGAAUAGCAGGUGUACUGAGCCUGGGUGACAUAUUGAACGCAUGCAAACUACAAGAGGAAAUGUCAACAAAGGGAUUCCCACCAAAUAUAAUAAUCUACAACGUAUUUGUGGAUGGUAUUGCGAAGCUGGGUAAUCUUGAAGAAGCAACUGAGUUGUUACAGAAGAUGGUUGGGGAUGGCCUUAUGCCUGACCACGUAACAUAUACCAGUAUAAUUCAUGCCUACCUCGCAUUUGGGAACCUUAAGAAAGCCAGAGAGUUGUUUGAUGAGAUGAUAAGUAAAGACAUAGUUCCAACAGUUGUAACAUACACAGUGCUGAUUCAUGCGCAUGCCGGUAAAGGGAGGCUUGAACUUGCACAUAUGUAUUUUUCAGAGAUGCAACAGAAGAGCAUUCUGCCAAAUGUGAUUACCUUCAAUACUCUGAUAAAUGGCCUUUGCAAGUACAGAAGAAUAAACGAGGCUUACAGUUUCUUUGCUGAGAUGAAAGCAAGAGGAAUUAUCCCUAAUAAAUAUACCUACACCAUUUUGAUAAAUGAGAACUGUGAUUUGGGUAACUGGCAAGAGGUUUUGAGACUGUUCAAAGAAAUGUUGGAUAACGGAAUCCAGCCUGAUUCUUUUACAUACAGUGCGAUGUUGAAAAAUCUCGGCAGAGAUUAUAAAUCACAUGCCAUAGAAUACCUUGACUUUAUACUUUUUGGUGAUGAAGGCGAUGAAGGCACUGCCGAAGCAAAGAGUUGAAAAAUCCCUGAAUUGCCACUGGUAUUCUUGGAUGACUAGCUUUCUGUUCCUGGUCUUUGUUCUAAAGGCGCUACACCAUGAGCUUGUCCAUAAUAGCUGCUGGUGAGCAGAUAGAGCUGGUCCAUUUUUGAUAUGGACUUACUUCCUGUACUUGGGAAUUUUGACACAAUUUCACAUGCAUACAAGCCUAAUAAUUGCUACAUUUUCAUGGAUGAGUAUCUGCUCUUAAACCUUCUUUUGAAGGAGAUUAAAAUAAUGAUGCUAGAUAUUGGAGGCAAGUAAUUUCACUUUUUCUUGCGAAAUUCACCUCAUGUUUUGUUUUAACUUUGCAGGGCAAACACAAAAGUCUAUGCAGUCUACCAGAUAAUACGAAAUUCUUUUGCAGCUUCAGGUCAACAUUGUUGCUGUCUGUUUGGUGCAGAAAGCUGGGAUUGACAUGCAAGGUCUUGGUGCUCCUGAGAUACUUCAAAAUUUUCACUCCCAUCAGAGCUGCUUAGAGGUUAGUGGCACACGGAGCUGCCGUUCCUGAAUAUUUCUACGCAAAUCUAAAGCAGUAAAGCAAAAGAUGCCACUCUGGUUGGAUCUCCAUACAAAUUCAGUUCCUUAAAGCAUGCUAAUAGACCUUGUGUUGUGCCUGAUAUGCAAAAGGUCAAAUGCAAGUUCUGAGAUUGUAGACAGGAGCAGAGGCAAAAAAAAGGGUUAUUUCCUAUCGGCCUAACCCCUGGUGAGAAGAGUUAUCGAUACCUUUGCUGGUGGAGGUGGCAGGUCAGUGGAAUAGUCGAGGUGUGCAAGCUGGCCUAGACAGAAAUUCACCAAGAGCAAAUACAUUUGAGAGUUAAGACUGUGAUAAGGGUAUCUGAACUUCAUUACACGAAUGUGUACGAAAUCUUGAAUGGUGGAGGUCGAUGAGUUCAUUGUAGAGAUGCAACACUAUAGAAGUCACGAGGCAAAGUGUGAAUUGCAGUUUGUGAAGUUCUCCAAGUUUUCAUCAACCAAAUCACCAAGUUUUUUUUUAUGUGUUUGUUAACUUCUUGUAAUUGCAUUUUUUUACUUACUCAAAAGAGCUAAAGUUGAUUCCACUGAAUGAA
This is a messenger RNA of Solanum stenotomum, 3610 nucleotides long. Its product is annotated as pentatricopeptide repeat-containing protein At1g22960, mitochondrial-like. Lineage: Eukaryota; Viridiplantae; Streptophyta; Magnoliopsida; Solanales; Solanaceae. The record is from RefSeq and is a predicted model, not a curated record. Bases 237 to 2522 code for a protein of 761 amino acids. Gene Ontology annotation, molecular function: protein binding. The transcript has 6 exons.